AACAGUAACUUCUAUAAACCCACCCUCUCCACCAAAAUUAGGGCAGGAAAAAGUAAUCGUUUAUUUGGAGGAAACUUGUCUGUAUCUCUCUACUGCAGCAGCUAGAUCUAAUUGCAAUCAUGGCGGACGAAGAAAAUCGAAAUGAGGUGAAGGAGGAGAUUAAAGAUGAUGUCGGAGAUAUAGCUCCGUUUGAUCCAACAAAAAAGAAGAAAAAGAAGAAGCCAGUGGCUCAAGAUCUAGCUGAAGAGGAGUCUGUUGAUACUUUAGCUGAGAAAGUUGAGAGCGUAUCUGUUUCGGAUGGUCUUGAAACUUCAUUUGCUGGUCUCAAGAAGAAAAAGAAGAAAGCAGCACAUACUGAUCUUCUGAGUGAAGAAAAAGAGAAUGUGGGGGAAGAAUUGGACGAUGUCAUUGGAGAGGAUGAGGAAGGAGAAGGAAUUGUAUUACAACAAUAUCCGUGGGAAGGAACUGAUAGGGAUUAUAUAUAUGAGGAGCUUCUUGGGCGAGUAUUCAACAUACUCCGUGAAAACAACCCUGAGCUUGCUGGAGAUCGGCGUAGAACAGUUAUGAGACCUCCUCAAGUGCUUCGUGAAGGCACAAAGAAGACUGUUUUCGUGAAUUUCAUGGAUCUCUGCAAAACAAUGCAUAGGCAACCCGAGCAUGUUAUGACUUUCUUGCUGGCUGAAAUGGGAACAAGUGGGUCUCUGGAUGGACAACAAAGAUUGGUGGUCAAAGGGCGAUUUGCUCCCAAGAACUUUGAGGGAAUUCUGCGACGAUAUAUUAAUGAGUAUGUCAUAUGCAAUGGAUGCAAAAGUCCAGAUACCAUCCUCUCAAAGGAGAACCGUCUAUUCUUUCUUAGAUGUGAAAAGUGUGGUUCUGGAAGAUCAGUUGCUCCGAUCAAGGCUGGAUUCGUUGCUCGUGUUGGCCGCCGUAAAGCUGGAACUUAAAAUCAUAUUUCCAAUAGCUUGUAGCUGCUUUGUUCUUUUUCUCUUACUAGUUUGUUGUAUACUUGUGUGAAGUGCCUAAUUUAUAUUUGUUUUUUUUUUUUAUUUAUUUUACUUAUUUUUCUAAUAAGCCACACGUAUUGAUGUUGACUUAUCUUGAAGAGGGUUACCCAGUUUUGGUUCAAAUUUAGUAUUUACUAUAUUUGUUAUUGAU
Molecule: messenger RNA, 1155 nt
Organism: Erythranthe guttata (spotted monkey flower)
Lineage: Eukaryota; Viridiplantae; Streptophyta; Magnoliopsida; Lamiales; Phrymaceae
Product: eukaryotic translation initiation factor 2 subunit beta
Biological process (GO): translational initiation; formation of translation preinitiation complex
Cellular component (GO): eukaryotic translation initiation factor 2 complex
Molecular function (GO): translation initiation factor activity; mRNA binding; translation initiation factor binding
Source: RefSeq, a predicted model, not a curated record